Molecule: messenger RNA, 4680 nt
Organism: Melanaphis sacchari
Lineage: Eukaryota; Metazoa; Arthropoda; Insecta; Hemiptera; Aphididae
Product: transmembrane channel-like protein 3
Exons: 15
Coding region: 74-4411 (1445 amino acids)
Cellular component (GO): plasma membrane
Molecular function (GO): mechanosensitive monoatomic ion channel activity
Source: RefSeq, a predicted model, not a curated record
UCGUACACGUCCCGCACGUCGUUAUACAUAUGAUAGAAAUCAUCAUCAUAACAUAAUACUAUUAUACACCGUAAUGGAUAUCAACCAAAUAUCGGAGAAACAGACGCGUAGACGCAGCCGGACUGUCAGCUGGGACCAUUCGGUCAGAGCGGAUGGCGAACCGUUGACUUACAGGACGACGGUGGACAGAGGUGUUCUAUUCCCGCAGGGGAUAACGUCACAGGGUCCACGUGAUUCGUCGACAGUAGAAUUGUUUUUUGACGACGACAUGAGUAUUAGCAGAGGACAUUCGGUAGAAAAGGUUCGGUUUUCAGCCAGCCGGGCACAUUCAGAUGAAAACGAUGAGGAUUAUUCAGCUAGUGUAAAUGCGAUACUCCAUAAGCGGCUUAGCGUUAGGAAAGGCAAACACCUUAAGCAAAGAAGAUCAUCUUCUCCCGUGUCUUCAAUGCUAGCCGAUGACGCUAGUUUAAUAUCAGAUCGAAGGAGAUCGUCAGCAUUUACAACCAGUUCUGGAGAUACGGCGAUUAACAUCGAAGAUGCUGGUAUCUCUCAAGAGCAGAUACUUGAAAACAUUCGUUUACACAAAGAGGUAUUAGGCAGUGUCCGUCAACAACCGUGGUCCAUACGGAGGAAGAUGAAAUUGGUUCAGCAAGCCAAAGAGUAUGUUAAGAAACACGAGGGUCAGCUACAAGAACGUUUGGCAAUGAGUAAAAGUACGAGAGAUAUCAUGGCGCGGUUUCACAUAGUCUUAGUUAAACAAUGGCAGCACAGUAAACGGGAGAUGGCCAAUUUCAUAAGUCAAAUAAUACCAUGGGAACUAACGAUCAAAGAAAUUGAAUCUCAAUUCGGCACGGUAGUCGCUUCAUACUUCACUUUCCUGCGCUGGUUGUUCUGGGUGAACUUUGUCAUAUCUGUGUUGUUAGCAGCUUUUGUCGUCAUACCCGAAAUUUUGAUGACCAAUAAGGUGGAUACCGGAGAACGAAAGACACUGUUGCCCGAAGAGCAAGAUACUUCUAAGGAAUUAAUGACUUUGUUGAAUUUUGAAGGAGUUCUACAGCAUUCACCCAUAUUUUACGGCUACUAUUCAAAUCGACAAAGUUCGGAUACCGGAUACCAGCUACCCACAGCCUACUUUAUCACAGGGCUCGUUGUUUACAUUUACAGUUUCGUGGCUACGCUCAGAAAAAUGGCCGCAAACUCUCGUCUGAGCAAACUAUCUGAAAAAGACGACGAGUGCAUUUUUACGUGGAAACUAUUCACCGGGUGGGAUUACAUGAUCGGAAACGAAGAAACUGCUCAUAAUCGUAUAUCGUCCAUUAUACUCGGUUUUAAAGAAGCGUUGCUUGAAGAAGCUGAAAGAAUGAAAGACAAACAAAAUUGGAAAGUGAUGGGUCUGAGAAUAUUUGCAAAUUUGAAUAUGAUAUGGAUGUUGGGAAGUUCGGUUUAUGCUGUCAUUUUCGUAGUAGAAAGGUCUACAGACCAAAAUAUUGAAUCCGAUUUUUGGAGAAAAUAUGAAAUCACAUUUGUCAUGACGCUUAUUGGCACGUUCUUUCCGAUUGCGUUUGAAGUGUUGGGCGUGUUGGAGAGUUAUCACCCCAGGACAACUCUUCGUGUACAAUUAGCUAGGAUUAUGGCGCUGAACUUGUUAAAUCUUUACACACUGACGUUUGCGUUAUUUGUGAAAAUCAACGACAUGACCAAGGAGCUGUUGGAGUUGAAAGAUAAUGUAUCUAAUAUUACAGCCACUGCGGCUACCAAGGCUACCACAGCCACCAUGGCCACUACGGCUACCGCGACCACCAUAGCCACUGCGGCCACCAUGGCGACCACGACAUCUUUGUUGAAAACGACUUCGACUACAUCGGUAUUGGUAGCAUUAGCAUUCAUGAAUUCUACUAUGUCGAACACGACAAAAUCUCAAUUGCCAGUCACCCGUACUAUCGAUACACAACCGAAUUGCUUCCGACAGCAAGUAGAAUGUCCGUUCUCCUGGUCAGCUGUCCGGUACGUUCCAACCGACGCGAAUCCACCGAAAUUGGACGAAAGCGUUCCUUCACCGAUUGCGCCACUGGAAUUCGGCACGACUGAGACCGAUUUUUCGACGGUAGUAGAUUUAACUCCCGGUACGAACUUAGGUCCUAUUACAGAUGUUUUCGGUGCAAAUCGAAAUGAUGACGCCGGGUGGACUGAAAGUACGGCUGAAGCGACUUUCAACACCAUUAAUGAUUUACAAAUAACUGCUGAAGUCGUAUACGACACAUCUUCGUCUGAAAAUACCGCCACCACCUCUCAGUUCGAUGUCACUUAUACGCACAGUUAUGAUGAUAUGGUAGAGAAUUCGACUGUAGAUUUAGUUACAGAUGAACCGAUGACGGAGAAUUCAACCAUGGAUCCGGUUGAUGGUGGGUCAACAAUUAUGAAUCCGACGAAUGCUUCGUUAGACUUUUAUUCAACGGCUUUUCAAUCGAUAUCGAUUUCGACACAGAGUGUAAUCGGUGAAACGACACCGGAUGAGUCCGUUGAGUUGACGUCGAGUGUCGUUCCCGAAUCAACAACAAGUCUGGAUGCAGAAGUAUUGAUGAAGAACACGACGAUUGAUCAAUCGAUAAUCACUAUAGAUAAAGACGAUGAGCCAUAUAGUACGAUUGCGUCUGAUGAUCUGCAGUCGUGGAGGACGGACAAGAUAAUUGCGUUGUCUGAAAGGAGAAGAAUCGUAAAACGGAUGUCGGAAGUAAUUUUCAAUGGGACUCAUUGUUUUCAAGUAGUUUGUUCGUCUCCAUCACCAGUUACAAAUGUAACCGAGGUGCCAAAUGGUUUUCAAGGAUUUAGCAAGGAAUCGAGCAAAGCGUACACGACAACGACGGAACAUGACGAUGCGCCCAGAGAAGACUUAUCUCUUCGUACCACUUGUUUGAAUCUUCAAAUCAGGCGACGAUUGCGGAAGUUGUGUUGGGAGACAAUGUUUGGACAAGAGCUAGUUAAACUUACAGUCAUGGAUUUGGUGUCGACAAUCCUCUCAACGAUAUUCGUGGACUUUGCACGUGCUGUAUUCGUGCGGUACAUGAACCGGUGCUGGUGCUGGAACUUAGAGAAGCGGUUCCCACAGUAUGGCGAUUUCAAGAUCGCCGAGAAUAUAUUGCACCUGGUCAACAACCAGGGUAUGGUGUGGAUGGGUAUGUUCUUCUCUCCAGGGCUGCCCAUUAUAAACGUGGUCAAGUUGAUGAUUAUGAUGUACGUGCGAUCGUGGGCGGUGCUCACGUGUAACGUACCACACGACGUCGUGUUUCGGGCCAGCCGAAGCAACAACUUCUACCUGGGACUGCUACUCACAAUGCUAUUUUUGUGCGUGCUGCCGGUCGGUUACGCCAUCGUGUGGAUUGAACCGUCGUGGCACUGUGGACCGUUCUCGCAGUACAAAAAGAUCUAUCACAUCUUUACCAACUCGAUCAAGAAGGCGAUACCUAACCCGAUGGUGCAUCGGGUACUCGAUUACAUAGCGUCACCCGGUAUCGUUAUACCACUGUUGUUGCUCCUCAUUCUCAUCAUUUACUACUUGGCAUCGCUCACGUCAUCGCUCCGAGAAGCCAAUAACGACUUGAAAACGCAACUAAGACGCGAGCGGACCGAAGAACGACGAAAAAUGUUUCAGCUGGUAAAUAGGAAGAAAAACAGUAGUGGCGUUGAUGACGAUAACGAAGAUGAUUACGCGUGCAUGGAUACAACGUUGGCAAAGUGGAGACAUAUAAUGCCUAACAGUAAACUGCAAACAGACGUUCCGAGCUCCGUGUUUGAAAUCGCCGAGAAAAAGCUCACAGACAAUGAGGUGUUGGACAGAGUGCGUGAGAAACUCGUGCACAUAGAAGCAGAGGAUCAGCAGUCUGAAAACCAAAACCACCUUAGUCGAGAAAAUCAGCAGCAACAACAGCAAACGCAACCGCAACACAUCAAGCCUCAACGCAAUCAUCACCACCAUCAGCCACCGCUUUUACAACACCACCACCACCAUCAUCAUCAUCACCAGCAGCAUCUCUAUCACCACCUCCGUCGGCCGUCAAGGAGUGAAGAGCCGCGGGAUACAGCGGCGACGCUGCGUAAGUGGAAAAAGCCCAAAGUGGUCCGGCGUCAAUCAUCCGAGUCGGAGUCGUCGGAUCAGUCGGAAGCAGUACCGGAAAUCCGUGAACCAAUUCAACCUCAGGUCACCACUGCUUUGCAUAGUUCCGGGUUACAUCAUAGAACCACAACGGCUGAACUCCCGGUCAGCGGUGCUGUUGUUGAAGAAGGAGGUCCUGCGACCGCCGUAGAUCAACCCGUCAAGCAGAGGGCUAGACUCAAGUUGGCGCAGAUACUUUACAAAGAAGCGCGGAGAAGAAGACAAAAAUAUCUAGAAGAACUGCAAAACCAACAGGAAUAAAUGGAACACAAUAGAUUCACACUAGAGCACAUUUUUUGGAGGCACUAGAUUGAUUUCAAAUUCAACCUGAAGUUUAAGUCUUACUCAUUUAUAUUGCAUCUAUGUGACUAUGUACGAUACAUAUUAUAUUUAGUAUGUAUAUAAAUAAUCAGUGUGGACGUUGAAUAAUUAGUUUCUUAGUUCACCAUUAUUUAAAGUAAAAUUUAAAAAUAUAUAUUAUUAAAUAUCUGCACAUCAGUAUUGAAAUACGAUCAUUGUAAACGUGUAGU